CAUGAAUCAUCAUGCGGGGCAAAUAGGCGGACAGGGUAAGACUGUGGAGAUUGACGAGUCCAAGUUUGGCAAAACGAAGUACAACCGCAGUCGCUACAUCAAAGGACAGUGGGUCUUUGGCGGCAUCUGCCGCGAGACCAAGGCCUGCCUUCUUGUUCCGGUAUCGCAAAGGAAUAAAGACACACUCUUGCCCAUAAUACGCGCCCACAUAUUGCGGGGGACACGCGUGAUGAGCGACAUGUGGAAAGCUUACGAUUGCCUAAAAGAUGAGGGCUAUAGUCAUCUCACAGUUAACCACAGCCUAAACUUCGUAAACCCAGACGCAGGUGCGCACACCCAGCGCAUUGAAAAUACAUGGUGGGGAGUCAAACGAAGUAUGCCUCGUACAGGAACAUCCAAAGAUCUCUUUGAAAGCUACCUACAGGAAUGGAUGUAGCGUAAGCACUAUGGAGAUGAUCCUUUUGGAAACAUUAUCAAGCAUAUCGCCGACUUGUACGAAGUGCGCAAAGAUGCGUAAAUUGUUCCUCGUACCACUGUAUGCACUGUUCGUGAUCUGAUCGCCACUUCAUGGAGGAAAGAAACAAAAUACACAGCUUCAUCGCAUGGGUCUGAACUUUAGGAAGGAAAUCAAGGGGAAAAAAACGCCGAGAGACGCGACACGUAAGCUAUAUUUUUUAUUUCACUUUGUUUACAUUUACAAAAUUAGUAUAAUAGUGGCUAACCCGCUCAACAGAUUAUCGCUAACCGCAAGCAGCCGGUUUUGCUUAGGCCUAAAGCAGUAUUUUUAAGCUUUUUUAAACUAGCGAACAGGUCUAAAUCGUUAUUAUUUUAAGCAGUUUUAAGCCUGCGCUCAGUUUAAAAAUACGGUAAAUGCGGCCCAAAUUAUGAUAUUUCGUAUCGGAUUUCCGUAAUUUAGACCUAAAACGCGACAAAUUAUUAGUCUCAAAGAAAUCGUUCCAUUUUUGCGUAUUUUAGAUGGAAAAUUGGAAGUCUAAAAGUCUAAAAGUAUGCGACACUUAGAAAAAAAUGGUAAAGUUUAGAGUUAUUCAAAUCAAAUAAGUCUCAAAGGAGCGCCAUUGUUUACUCUAUUGUUUAGUUAAACAAAGAACUGUAUGCAUAAUAAAUGUAUGGGGUUAUACGAAAAUCUUGCCGGGAAUUGUUGAUAAAACGUUACCUCACGAUAUUCGUUAUGUUAGGAUUAGAAGGAUGUUAAGAUAUUUGAGAUAGAGGAGAAAGGAAGGCUCUCUGUUCUCUUGCUCGAAGAUCAUUUUGACGGACUGCUCGAUGGUGCGACGUCACUGAAAGUAAUUAACAUGUCGCCACAAGUCGACCGUCGCUAAUCCUUCGCUUAUUCAAUCAUCUUCGACCAACGAAGUCUGUAGCGCGAGCGACGAAACUCGCGUAAAGUCGACCUUUCCAACGGCGAAACUAACAGCCCCGGGAAGAAUUACCGGAAAGGACGCUUAGAAAAUCUAGCAAGUCACAAGCGGCACGUCGUUUGGUUUUCACUGAAAAUUGGUUCGAGUGCCUCGUUCGGUAAACAAUCAGAAACCCUCCAAUGAUGAAUGAGAGAGGAUCCCGUCGAAAAAUCGUCGCUCUAACACUCAUUCCAACCUUAAUCAUAGCGAUUUUUCUUUUUGUGUGGAGACCGCUCUUGCUUCCAUAUUUCUUUAGUUACGCUAAGAUAAUUAUUUCAGAAGGUAUCAAUUAUGAACAGAGACUUCAAGAGAACAAGAUGGAGCUUGCACAUAAGGAAUGGAGAAUGUAUCAAAUCGAACGCCGUUUUGGCCAAGAAUGGUGCAAAGAAACGUACGACAAAUCAAGAAGCGACGUCACUUGGAUGACCAUCGUAGUUGACGAGAUUUAUGCUUCCUCUGCUGCUUUGGUUCUUGGUCACUCCAUCCGCACAUUUUCUUGCCAAAAGAACAUGAUUGCAUUGAUUUCAGAAAUGGUAAGCGAGGGAACUCGCAAAGCACUUCAGAGGGUUGGUUGGGAAACUCGUUUGGUCGAAGAAAUGGAUUGCCACUGGCUGGACGCUAAAUUGGGAGGUGACCGCAUGAGUGGAAUCGAAAUAAAGGGAACACACACGCGAUUCCACGCUUGGAACUACACAGAAUAUUCCAAAAUCAUUUAUGUUGAUGCUGAUUACAUGCUAAUGACAAACAUUGAUCAUCUGUUCGACAUUCCAGAUGACUUUGCUGCCGCCCCUUGUUCUAGACCAGGCGUACUGGAUCCUUGUUUCAAUGCAGGACUGCUGGUGUUCAGACCAGAUGCCAACUAUUAUCGAGAAAUCAUGAACCUGUGGCAGGAAAUCACAAGAAUAGAUACAUGCCCUAAUGAUCAAGUUUUGCUCUGGUAUUAUUAUGCUGUCGAUGGUAACUGGAAGGCUCUUCCUUAUGCGUACAACAUCAGACGCAUUAUAUACAGACCACUGAACUCAUUCCAUUUUGCCUGCUGUCGUCCUCCUAAGCCAUGGACCGCGAAAUGCAGACCAAGCAGAAAAGAAGCCCAUGAUUAUGACAGACCAAUUCUUGUUCCUGAAGAUAUGGUAUAUCUUUUCUGGAAGAAUCUAUAUGAAUUGCUAGUGAAGUAUAAUUUAGAGCAUUGGUGGAGAUCUACAAAGUUGUUUCGGCCAGUCCAGGAGUUUGGCAAUGUACCUUAUGCUGAUUGCAUACGUUAGUCGAAUUUUCUUUUUCAAGAAAAGGAUGCAUCAUCAUAAUGGAAUGCUCAAUCAUUCGUAAAGAAAAGUGCAACAUCUAGACAUGUCAAGCUACAACAGCAGCACUAUAACCUACCAAGAACGCCCUUAAAAAUGGCUUUUACCCCGUAUAACUCCAAAAAGCUCCCGUCGAGCUCAUGUUUGGUAUUCAUUAACAAUUAUAAUAACUAAAACAAUAUUACAAUUAUAAAAAGAACCUUCCCAGCAUCUUUUACACCUGAAAAAUUUCAGCAUCUCAAAUAACUUUGUCGGUUUGAAGUCCGGGAGAGUUCCACAUUAUUUAAAAGAUGAAGAAGCCUAAGCCGUCAGGAGCCCAUCUCCUGAAGCCGUGUAUUACACUGUGAUAAAACACGACGGGCA
Messenger RNA from Orbicella faveolata, 3079 nucleotides. Its product is annotated as glycogenin-1-like. The record is from RefSeq and is a predicted model, not a curated record. Gene Ontology annotation, molecular function: glycosyltransferase activity. NCBI's taxonomy places the organism in Eukaryota, Metazoa, Cnidaria, Anthozoa, Scleractinia, Merulinidae.